AUGUCAGACACUGAAUCGGACACCGCGAGCUCGGUCGGCAGCAUCGUCGAAGACGCAAGCGAGCCGGAUACGACUACUUUCAAAGAUCUAUUUUCGGAUCGACAAUGGACUCGUGUGUCGGACAUGGUAGAGCACAACAAAACCGAAAAUGGAUUUGAUCUGCCGGCAACGAUCAAAGGACUUGGACCAGACGCGGACGAGAUCACCAUCAUCAAGCUGAUCAACUACCUCCGAUCAGAAGCACAAAAAGGCACAGAUCCCAAGAGUAUCAAAGUAACUCUAGACGAUCUUACAAGCGACAAAUACCUACAGCCAGUAUUGGAAGAUGACGCCUUACUCUUUGAACUUGGAGAUCUCAUGCCAGAUGACGACAGCAAGGCCAUCGACUACGACGAGUAUGAAGCGAAGAUGCACAAGGACAUGCAAGAAGACUUCUCCAAGAUCAAGCUCACCAACGAUCGGGACCAGGACUACUUCGAGUCGUACAAGGGCAACAGCAUCCAUCGUGAGAUGAUCGAGGAUCGCGUACGAACAGAAGGGUACCGUGACUUCAUCGAGAAGAAUGCCGAGGUCUUUGCUGGAAAGACUGUGCUUGACGUUGGAUGCGGUACUGGUAUCCUCUCCCUCUUCUGCGCACGCGCAGGCGCGAAAAAGGUGUUCGCAGUCGACAACUCUGGCAUCGCAGUCCGCGCGAAGGAGAUCAUCGCGAAGAACGGGUACCAGGACCGUAUUGAACUGAUCCAAGGCCGCGCUGAAGACUUCAAUACCCAGCGGUUGAUAGGCAAGGAGAAGGUCGACAUCAUCAUCUCGGAAUGGAUGGGCUACGGUCUCCUCUUCGAAGGCAUGUUGGAUUCGGUCCUGCGCGCACGGGAUAUGUACCUCAAGCCUGACGGCAUCAUGGUACCAUCCCACUGCAACAUCCGCCUCGCACCAAUCUCAGAUGCCGACUGGAUAGCAGACAGCACGAGUGAGAAGUUCUGGAAAGACAUUUAUGGCUUCGACUUUUCACCCAUGAUCCCAGGCGGUCUGCUCAAUACACACGAAAUUGGUGUCUUUGACGUGCCCGAGAAGGCGCUCUGCGGCACUGCGACAAGCCAUCUGCUGGAGAUGAAGACUGUAUCGGUGCAAGAUCUGAGCUUCAAGGUGCCUCUUCGCAUGACACUCGACCGCGACAUCACAUCUCUUCAGGCCAUUGCGAUAUGGUUUGACACGAUCUUCAUUCACCCUGGCAGCUCCCAGGAUGUCAAGACGCUUGACAACGUUGACUGGGGUAUGAACGGUAUCCCGGGCUUGGGCUUCUCGACGGGUCCAAGCAACACACCUACACAUUGGCAUCAGGCAGUACUGCUGCUCGAUCCAGAGGUCGCAGACAAGCAAGCAUACAAGAAGGGUACGGUAUUGGAGGGAAGCCUGACGUAUGCGAAGGAGAAGGGCGAUGAUCGCGGUAUUACCGUGACGGUGGAGUGGAAAGGUAAGGGUGAGCAGGGUGAAGUUGAAGGAAAGGUCUACAUCUCCGGUAACGCGCUGAUCAUCCUCGAUCGACCCAACCACGUCCUCCAAACCAUCUACAUCGACGAGGAAUUCGACCUUGAGGCAGUCGCGAUCGACGAGGGCACCGGCAAGCUCGCGGCAUGUUCGACGCGACACAUAUACAUAUACCGGCCAUACGGGCAAGAUGAAGGCGCGAUCAAGUGGUCGCAACAGGGCAGCACGUCCCUGUCUGACGCCGAUGACACGAUAACGACUCUUUCAUGGGGCAUGCCAGAUGAAUUGCUCGUCGGCAGCGCAUCCCUCACCCUCUUCAACACCCACAGCGACAUCGAACGGAUAUGGACAAAGCAGCUAGCGAACCCCGUCAAGUUCGCGCACUUCUCGCCCGAUGCCGAGUUAAUAGCUUCGACGGGCAGGUACGACCGCCUCCUCAAGAUAUGGCGACGCACAUCCUUCGGUUCGGCGGAUCAGAGCUUCGACUACUUCUACCUCCCACACCCCAAGGCCAUCACAGGCUUGCAUUGGCGGCACCCGUACCACAAAGACCAGUCCACGGACAACGUACUAUACACAAUAUGCGCGGACCAGAAGGUGCGAGUCUGGGUACCAGGAGAGCAUCACGGCGUAGAUGGCAUGCACAUGUGGGCCGAGGUGGACCUCGUCGAGUCUAUAAUGUCACGCCAUGUACCACUGGAGCAACAGUCGAAGAAGCGAUAUGCCUUCUUCAUCGACGGCAAACACUUUACGCACGCGACGGAAAGAGCGAUGCAACAGGCUUCGGCAGAAGAGAAAGACCACGGCAUCGCGCUGCAUCACCUGAUAGAAGUCGCGAACCGCAACCCGGAGAUAUGCGUUGUGCUGGAUGAUAGAGGCAACAUGUCUGCGUGGGGUUUUGAGAACGUAGGGGCAAAACAGAAGAAGGUCACCGACGUCUUCAAUAUUGCGCAUGUCGAUGGACUGCAUCUGCACUUCGCCAAGGAACCAAAGCCCAUUGAGGACAAUGUACAAUUCUACGCAUUCAUCGGCGACAAACCCGACUCCGAGUUGACCCUGCUAUCGCAUCACUUUGACGGGCGCAUCGAGUGGCUAGAGUCGCGCAUCGACUAUCUGUUCGACCCUUCUUCACAGCCACAGCGCAUUCAGCGCAAGGCUAUGUGGACGGGACACUCGCAUGCCAUCAAGAAGGUCAACCGCACAGCUAGCGGAAGAGCAUUGGUAUCGCGGACCACGACAGAUGAAUGCAUUGUAUGGCUACAGCGGCAGAGCGAUCAGGGCAUGACGUUACAUCGACACUGCAGCGUCAAAGUGACGGAGCACAUCCAUCGUACUGCUCUUUUACAAGAGGGUAACUUCAUUGUCUUCCUACAUCAUGACGAGAUCUCGCUUUGGGAUACCCGUGGUCAUGAAGCCGUUGAGAUGACACGGCUCGCAUACAAACUCCAAGGCAAACCUCUGUGUCUGCUAGUGAUACCCGAGGUCGAAGUUGGCGGACAGCGCAUACACAUCGCCACUAUUAGUUCCGAGAUGAAAGGCAUCUGCUGGGAGGUCACACUACCAAAACCGGAGCGAGAUGCAUCUGCGGGUGAGGAACAGCCCGUCAUCACGCAAACCAAUGGCUAUAUCAACGGUCAUUCAGAGAUCACUCUCAAAGAGUUCUCCACAUUCAACCUUGGGUCUGGCGACGACCUUGCCUUUGUACUGCCUGUAGACCCCGCUGGCACAGCACCCGUCAUCUCGGGUUUCCUCGACACCUUUGCGCGAGACAUAGCCAUCUCAUACACGAAAUCCGGAAUCAUCAAGUCCUGGACUGCGCGCGUCAACGUCGAAGACCGAAGACUGGACUGGCUGUUGACUUCAGAGGUCGAGACUGGCGUCAAGAAUCCAUCACUUGCUAGUGGCACGUCGAUACGUAAGGCUGCGUUGGCCGAUGCUGAUCGAACUACGCUCACUAUAUGGAAUACCCGAAGCGCCCAGUUGGAACAUGAAGAGACAUUCGAAGGCAGCGGAAUCAUCCAGGAUCUCGACUGGUCUUCUACUCCCGACAACCAGUCCAUACUUGCUGUUGGCUUCCCCCACCGUGUCGUCAUCUACGCCCAGCUGCGAUACGAUUACCUCAAUGCCGGUCCAUCCUGGGUACAGAUCAGUGACGUGCGCAUUCGCGACAUCACGCCACAUCCGAUCGGCGAUUCAGUAUGGCUAAGCAGUGGUAAUCUGGUCAUUGGUGCAGGCAACCAGCUGUUCAUUCAAGAUGAGCAUGUCCAGGUGUCCGAAGGGCUAUUUCCUAGCUUACGUACCAUCUCACGGAAGACAGCAUCUAUCGACAUAUUCGAUGCGGUUAGUAGACUCAACGGUCCUCUACCUGCGUACCAUCCCCAAUUACUCUCACAAUGCGUCUUGGCCGGCAAGUUACUACUGGUGCAGCGUAUCCUGAUUAGGCUUUACACUACACUCAAAUUUUGGAUCGAAGGCGAAGAGCUUGACAGCUCGCUGGGAUUCGCACCUGAAGACUUCUCAGAAGCUGAGACUCAAAUGACUGCAUCUCGAAAAGAGGUGCAUUCAUCAUACGCCGAUUUCUCUGACGAUAGCGAGCCUGAAGCAGUCACCGAAGAAGUCACCUCUAGCCUCAAAGAGCUUCUGACUACUAAGCGGAUACCGCUCUUGACCAGUCGCGAACAGUUUCGCUUGGCCGAUAUCAUCGAGUGUAUUGGAAUGGUAGAGAAGCAUCGUCGAUCCAUUGACGAUAACGCUGGCCGCUUCUUGCUAUUCUUCCGACAACAUGUCCUCAGUGAAACGCACAAGGGCCCCAUCUCGUGGCGCGAGAUUAUCUGGGCGUUCCACUCAGGAAGUCAAGAUAUCCUUGUCGACCUUGUUAGCAGACAUUUUAGCGGAAAGAUGAUGUGGCAACACGCAAAAGAGUGUGGAGUGUUCAUGUGGAUGUCCGACAUCAACGCAUUGCGCGCCCAAUUUGAGGUCAUCGCUCGGAACGAGUACACGAAAACCGACGAAAAGAACCCCGUCGACUGCGCCCUAUACUACAUGGCCCUCCGGAAGAAGCCAGUUCUAGUCGGUCUUUGGCGAAUGGCUACUUGGUCGAGAGAACAGGGCGCGACCCAUCGACUACUAUCGAACAACUUUAACGAAGACCGCUGGAAGACCGCUGCUCUCAAGAACGCGUAUGCAUUGAUGGGCAGGAGAAGAUUCGAGUAUGCUGCGUCGUUCUUCCUACUUGCAGAUCAUCUACAAGACGCUGUCAGCGUUCUCCAUAAUCAGCUUGGUGAUACCCAGCUCGCAAUAGCAGUCGCCCGCGUCUACGGUGGUGACGACUCGCCCAUCUUGCUGGACUUCUUGAGAGACAAGAUUCUGCCCCAAGCUGCUAGAGAGGGCAACCGAUGGCUCGCAACAUGGGCAUACUGGCUAUUGAACAAAAAGGAUAUGGCCGUCCGCUCGCUAGUCACACCACUGACGACCCUACUUGAGACCACCGAACCGCCCAGUUCAGCCGCUAAAUCGUACCUCACCGACGACCCCGCCCUGGUAGUCCUGUACAAACAACUCCGCGAGAAGUCGCUUCAAACAUUACGUGGAGCCACAAUGAUAGGCAUGCGCGAAGAGUGGGACUUUGUGCUACACACAGCUGGGCUAUACGACCGCAUGGGCUGCGACGUCCUAGCCCUCGAUCUAGUCAAGACAUGGGAGUUCCUACUGCCACCACCACCAACAAAAGCAACGUCCGGCCGUCCACCGCUAAGCCCCUCGAUGCCACGACAAAGCUAUCAAUCGCAAGGAAGAAAUCAAUCUGCGACGGACUUCGACUUUGAUCCCAGGAAAUUGCUACGCAGGAGGAGCUCGCUUGUUAUUGCCGAUUUACCGGUACGAGAGCAUGCUCAUAACGAUUUGGCGGAAAGCAAGGGCACGCUGGAGGAAAGUAGGGAGAGUGAUGAAGAGGAUGGCGAGGAGGAUGGUGAAGAAGAGGGGGAGCAAGAGGAUGAAGAGGAUAAGAAGAAUGAUGAGAAGCCUAAGGAGGAGCCGAAGAAAAAACCGCCGCCGACUCAGUUCAAUGAGCCGGAUGCGAAUAGUUUGUUGGAUGCUUUCGGGUUUUAG
Messenger RNA from Alternaria conjuncta, 5592 nucleotides. RefSeq lists its product as uncharacterized. Gene Ontology annotation, molecular function: protein binding; protein-arginine N-methyltransferase activity. The transcript has 6 exons. Gene Ontology annotation, cellular component: RAVE complex. Gene Ontology annotation, biological process: peptidyl-arginine methylation; vacuolar acidification. Bases 1 to 5592 code for a protein of 1863 amino acids. The record is from RefSeq and is a predicted model, not a curated record. Lineage: Eukaryota; Fungi; Ascomycota; Dothideomycetes; Pleosporales; Pleosporaceae.